AUGGAUUCGAACCUCAGCGAUUCCACCGCCUUCAGGACCCAGCUGGCGAACAUCGUUACUUCAGAGGGGAAGAGGGUCAGCGUGUACAAUGACGUCAGUGACGAGUUUCGUCAUCAGUUCAGCAUCGUCGUCACCAUCUUCAUGUCAGGGGCCGUCAGUAUCAUGGGCGUCUGCUGCAACGUCAUCAAUUUGGUCGUCUUUAGGCGGCAAGGUCUUCACGAGACCGUCAACAUCAGCCUCUUCAGCCUGGCGGUCGCUGACCUGCUUUGCGUGACCUUCACCCUGUGGCUCUCCGUCUGCAUGGUCCUCUACGUCCUCGACCCGCCGAGCCUGACCUUCGACCCGACCAGCCUCAUCUCUGUCACGGCCAGCGGCCCGCGCAUCAUCUUCUCCCGCACCAGCUGUUGGCUGACCGCGGUCAUCUCUCUACAGCGGUGCCUGUGCGUGACCUUGCCUUUCAAGGUCAGGCGAAUCCUGACCUUGAAGAACACGGCCGCCUGCGUCGUGUUGGUGUCCGCGUUCACGUGCCUGACGCACAUGUCGCUGUAUUUUUACCGGACGCUCCGGGUGGGGUUCGAUCCCAGGACGAACAGUACUCGGAUCUACACGGCGCUUGUAUCCUACGGCAACAUCGACAUCGUCGUCAACGCCGUGUUCUUCAUCAUCCUCCCCGUCCUCAACUUCCUCAUCGUCCUCACCUGCACGCUGAUCAUCAUCCUCACGCUGAAGAACUCCCAAAAAUGGCGGUCCUCUGUGUCCUACGUCAGCAGCAAACUCCACAAAACUCAUGACGUCAUUUCCUCAAUCGCCGAGUCCGAUGACGUCAAAGACAACAAAGAGGUCAGGAUUUCCCGGAUGAUAGCCACCAUCAUGAUGAUUUUCGUCGCGUGCAACGCCCCCGCCAACAUCAUCCUGUCAAUCAAAUACGCGAUCCCAGAGUUCCGCGAGACCGGAAGUCUGAAGAACUUGUUCUACGCCACGAACAACGUCGUGUUCUUCUUGGAGGCGCUCAACUCCAGCGUGCAUUUCUUCGCCUACUACAGCAUGAGCUCAAGGUUUCAGCAGGCGUUCACUAGCGUCUUCAAGGGGAACAGGUUGUGUAGGUGUGGGUGA
Physella acuta is the source of this 1113-nucleotide messenger RNA. RefSeq names its product kappa-type opioid receptor-like. Gene Ontology annotation, molecular function: G protein-coupled receptor activity. Gene Ontology annotation, cellular component: membrane. NCBI's taxonomy places the organism in Eukaryota, Metazoa, Mollusca, Gastropoda, Physidae. The record is from RefSeq and is a predicted model, not a curated record. Gene Ontology annotation, biological process: G protein-coupled receptor signaling pathway.